CAAGUAGAGGCAUCGUUCUAUUCAGUCCGUUUUACCGCGCGCCGAUGGCACGCACCUUCACGGGGUGUCCCGACGACUCUAGAUAGUGCAAAUCCCACUGGCAUCAUACUCAUUAUCACAUAAAUUGUGGAAGCGGCGCAUUCUCGCGGGAAUUUUCGUCCACACGAAAAUUCUUCGGCGCCGAGAUUGUCGUACUGCAAAAAUAAAGAAGAUACGGCCAGAUAUUUAUUUGAGCAACGUUUUUAGCGGCACUUUUGUUAGAGUGACCGACACUGAAGAGACGUCAGUUUUCGAAGAGAUAAGGCUUGGCAUCAAUAACGGUGUGCCAAGGCUAUCUACCAAGGUAUUUCGUUGUUGAACCACAAUGUUGUUAAAGUUACGUGUGGCGUUUGGUAUGAUAUAUAUUAUCCAUGCAAUACUACGUUGGAUCUUGUUAUUUAUACGCAAGAAGCAGAAAAUACCACCGAUAACAGAUUCCUUGUUCACAUUUAGCGCCACUGCACUUGCUAGAAAAAUUAGACAAAGAGAGAUUACCUGUUACGAAGUAAUGGAUGCAUAUAUACAGCAAAUUAAAAAAGUGAAUUCUAUCUUAAACGCUGUCGUCGACAAUCGAUUUGGCGAUGCAAUAUAUGAAGCGAAAAUUUGCGACGAGCAGUUAGCAAACGGCAAGUUUAGCAUUGAAACGUUAGAGAAGGAGAAGCCACUGUACGGUGUACCGCUCACAGUCAAGGAAUGUUGUGCUGUUAAAGGUUGCAGUUACACAGGUUGUUCUUUAGGCCACAAAGGGGCAAAGGCAUCCUGCGAUGCCGUAGUUAUCAAAAUACUCCGAAACGCUGGAGCGAUCCCAGUGUGCGUUACAAACACUCCGGAGAUGUGCUGCGGUUUCGAGAGCUCGAAUCUAUUGUACGGCCGUAGCUAUAAUCCUUACGACACCAGGUACACGCCCGGCGGAUCAUCUGGCGGAGAGGGUGCGUUGAUCGGGGCAGGUGCUUCCGUGAUUGGAAUUGGUUCGGAUUUGGCUGGCUCUAUAAGAGUACCGUCUCUUUACAACGGCAUUUUUGGGUACAAACCUACGGCUGGAAUUGUUUCAAACAUAGGACAUUUUCCAUAUAGCGAGGAUAAAGUUUUUCAAAAACUCCUGACCAUAGGUCCGAUGGCCAGAUACGCGGAGGAUCUCGGGUUACUUAUGAAAGUGUUGACGUCUACGUGCGAUCGCAACCUGCGUUUAGAUGUGCCGGUAGACCUGCGGCAAUUGAAGGUCUAUUAUCGGUUUAGCAUGGACGAGGCGUUUGGCACAUUACGGGUAGUGCCGGAAAUCAAAGAUUGCAUACAGAAAGCCGUAACGCACUUUACGCAAUACGAUAUUCGCGCGGAGGAGUUGCCGAUAGAAUGGCCGACCGAACUGGUUGAAAUUGUGUUGAUCGAGCUUUUGAAUAUACAAGAUCUCCCACAGUUAUUGAUAGACGCUAAUGAUCCCAUGCUGAAAAAAAAUCCAGUUAUGGAAUUGGUGAAAAGUCUGUUCGGCUUAUCGCAACACACACAGCAGACGAUCUUCUUCAGCAUGAUGUUUGAAACGCGUUUCCCGUUCUCGGAAUCAGAUGUAUUGCAUUACACGAAACAGGGAAAGGCGAUUCGGCAAAAGCUGCUGGAUCUGUUGGGAGAGGACGGAAUAUUUAUUUAUCCGACUUUUCGGCGUCCGGCAGUUUUUCCUGAACUUAGCAUAUGCGAAACAUUGAACACCACUUACUGCGGUAUUUUCAAUACUUUUGGCUUUCCGGCGGUGCACGUACCAAUGGGACUCAACCACAAGGGAUUGCCCAUCGGUGUUCAGGUGAUAGCCGCACCUUAUCAGGAUCGUCUCUGUCUGGCAGUUGCGAAAGAGAUGGAGACGGCUUUCGGUGGUUGGGUACCGCCAUCGAUAUCGAUAAGUGAAUAACAAAUUAUCGGGAUAGCUUAUUCUGUAAGUAACAGAUGAUGUUAUAUAUUUUUGUCGCAUAGAAAAGUGGCACGAGAAUAAUGGAGCUACUUCUACAGUCUUUUACAGACAGUUGUUUUCGUAAAAAAACUUAGGAAUGCGAUAUUUUCAAAGAAAAUAUGUUUUAUUUCUCUUGCUAAAGAUUUAUUAAUAUAUGUAUAUAAAUAUUUUUUUAAUACACUAUUAUAUAUAAUUAUAUUAAUAUAUACGCAGCGCAAUCAUGGAUACAUCGCCCGAAUGAGACUACUAUUUUAUAGUUUGAAAUUUUUGUAAGAAUCUUUGUUAUAUUUAAUUCGAGGUAUAUAUCACUA
This is a messenger RNA of Formica exsecta, 2286 nucleotides long. RefSeq names its product fatty-acid amide hydrolase 2-like. The transcript has 10 exons. NCBI's taxonomy places the organism in Eukaryota, Metazoa, Arthropoda, Insecta, Hymenoptera, Formicidae. The coding region runs from base 365 to 1936 and encodes 523 amino acids. The record is from RefSeq and is a predicted model, not a curated record.